UAUAAUGUUGACGUUUAUCGACUUAGUAUUUUGGAUUCUCAUAUUAAUGAGUCUCACUCAUGAGGAGUUAAUUCAAGGAAAAAUAAUUCAAAAUGUAGUGAAUAAAUCAAUAAUCAAAACAAUUAAGGUUGAAACUGAUGAGAUUAUUGAUUGUUAUGAUAUUUAUAGACAACCGAGUCUUAGUCAUCCUUUGCUUUGUAAUCACACAAUACAGAUGGCACCAAGUUCGCAUCCGAAAGGAAUGAAAUCGGAUAAUUUCGGGACAUAUCAACUUACACAAACUUGGCAUAAUUAUGGAAUAUGUCCAGAAGGAACUAUCCCUAUUCGAAGGAAAGUAAAAAACUACGAUCCCACACUUUCGCGUAAACAUAUCCCUCUAAAAUUUUCACCUUAUAAGACUAAUGUGACAUCACAAGACGAUGUUGAUCGCGGCCAUGGUCAUGAGUACACAACCAUUGAGGUGGGGGGAAAUUUUCUAGGAGCACAAGCAAAAAUCAAUCUUUGGCAACCAGUUACUGAAAUAUACGAUGAAAUGAGUACAUCCCAAAUUUGGGUUAAAGCCGGUCCCGACACUAUUGAAACUGGAUGGCAAGUUUCUCGGAAACUACACGGUGACGACUAUACCAGGUUUUUCAUAUCCUGGACGAAUGAUGGAUACAAGAGCUCGGGUUGUUACGACCUCAUUUGUGAUGGUUUUGUGCACAUAUCGUCAAUUAUUGGCCUUGGAUGCAAUUUCACUGAGGUGUCCACCUUCAACGGUAGCCAAAAAGAUGCCACCUUUAGUAUACACAAGGACCAAAGUCGUGGACACUGGUGGGUACAAUUACAAGGUAUUUUUGUUGGUUAUUAUCCAAGUAUUCUCUUCACAGAAUUAUCAAAAAGGGCAACACGAGUAAUUUGGGGUGGAGAAAUCACUAAUUGGAAAAGUAAAGGACGACAUACAUCGACUCAAAUGGGCAGCGGUCAUUUCCCUUCGGAAGGUGGUUUGGAAACAUCGAGUUAUUUUAAUUGGGUUCAAGUAGUUAAUGAAAAUUUUAUGGCCAAGGACCCAGAAAAUAUUGUGAUACAAGUUACGAACCCAGAUUGCUAUGGUUUGAAGAUUGACGACGACAAAUAUGGUACAAAUGGUUACGGUUUUUACUAUGGAGGCCCCGGUUAUAAUGAUAAGUGUCAGUGAUUAAACAUACAUGAUCUAAAAGUGUAUUUCUUGAAAUUUCAACAUCAGGAUUGAUGAAUUUUAUACAUUUGGCCCAACAUUAUUAUUUAUAAACUCUUG
Molecule: messenger RNA, 1276 nt
Organism: Papaver somniferum (opium poppy)
Lineage: Eukaryota; Viridiplantae; Streptophyta; Magnoliopsida; Ranunculales; Papaveraceae
Exons: 7
Coding region: 5-1177 (390 amino acids)
Source: RefSeq, a predicted model, not a curated record